Messenger RNA from Ochlerotatus camptorhynchus, 1162 nucleotides. Its product is annotated as protein HGH1 homolog. Bases 54 to 1130 code for a protein of 358 amino acids. The transcript is spliced from 3 exons. Lineage: Eukaryota; Metazoa; Arthropoda; Insecta; Diptera; Culicidae. The record is from RefSeq and is a predicted model, not a curated record.
GUGUUGUCCUAUCGCGUGCAGGAAUUUCAAGUUUUCAUAUAUCGCCACAAGAUAUGGAAGCCCUCCGGGAAAUGACGCCGUUCCUGAGCAAAUCCGCUCGACUGGACCUGAAAUCUGUAUCACUGACACAUGUUUUAGGACUUACCGGUUCAAAGGAUGGAAUUACGCUCAUCAGUCAGUGCCCGCAGUUACUGUCCAAUGUGGUUGAACUAACCGCAGACGAAUCCGAAUCCGUUCGAAAGGAUGCCGUCCUGACGCUGGUCAAUAUCUCCGCCGAACAGGAGGGGGCUGAAGCUUUGGUUAAAGAACUCGUCGGCGAAAUUGUACCCUUGAGUUACGCAGCAAUAUUGGACGAAAAUAACAAACUUGCCGAUCCAUGGAGCAUGGUUCUGUGCAACGUGAGCCGGCCGGAAGCGUUAGUGAAUGCCGUUUUGGAAGAGCUUCUCAAGAUUGAACAUGCGAUUGAAAAGCUGACGACAUGCCUCACUCGUAUCGGCUAUAACAAGCAGAAAGGCCAUUUGAACUACUUGGGUCCACUCUUCAGUAACCUCUCGCAGUGCAAACGAGGUCGGGAUAUUAUCUGCAACCAAAAAACUGACCUGCUCUCACGUAUUGUACCGUUUGUCCAUCACGAAGGAAGUAUAGUGCGUCGUGGGGGAGCUAUUGGAUUGCUUAAGAAUAUCUGCUUCGAUUCAACCGUCCACGAUUGGUUGCUGAGCGGUGAAGUGGAUGUUUUGCCGUACAUUCUACUGCCACUGGCAGGGCCAGAGGAAUUUGACGACGAUACAAACGAUAAACUGCCGGUUGAGUUGCAAUAUUUGGGACCGGAUAAGUCACGUGAGGAAGAUCCGGACAUCAGAAAAAUGCUUCUGGAAUCGUUGGCUCAGCUGUGCGCUACCCGGAAGGGACGGGAAUAUCUGAGGGACCGGGGCACAUACGAGGUCUUGCGGGAGUUACACAAGUUCGAGUGUAGUCCGGAGGGGGAGAAGCGGUUACUGGCGACAUGUGAAAAUGUUGUGGACAUACUAAUCAGGACUGAAGACGAAAUUGGCGAGGACAAUCUGAAGGCCUUGGAAAUUCCCGAGGACGUGAUAUCGAAAAUAGAGAAGAUGGAUGAUGGAAAUGAAUAAUAAACACUAGCUUAGAAGGGCGAACGAACAAA